Molecule: messenger RNA, 2003 nt
Organism: Piliocolobus tephrosceles (Ugandan red Colobus)
Lineage: Eukaryota; Metazoa; Chordata; Mammalia; Primates; Cercopithecidae
Product: putative dimethylaniline monooxygenase [N-oxide-forming] 6
Exons: 8
Coding region: 1-1641 (546 amino acids)
Molecular function (GO): NADP binding; N,N-dimethylaniline monooxygenase activity; flavin adenine dinucleotide binding
Source: RefSeq, a predicted model, not a curated record
AUGGCCAGAGGAAGGGAAGGAGGGAAACAGAAGCAGGAAGCACAGACUCUCCUACAGGCAAUCAGGAGCAAGAGGGUUGGCAUCAUCGGAGCUGGAGUCAGUGGCUUGGCUGCCAUACGGUGCUGUCUGGAGGAGGGGCUGGAGCCCACUUGCUUUGAAAGGAGCAAUGAUGUUGGAGGCCUGUGGAAAUUCUCGGACCCCAAAGAAGGCAGAGCCAGCAUUUACCAGUCUGUAUUCACGAACUCUUCCAAAGAAAUGAUGUGCUCUCCAGACUUCCCUUACCCGGAUGAUUACCCAAACUACAUGCACCACAGCAAGCUCCAGGAAUAUAUAAAGACAUUUGCUCAAAAGAAGGAUCUUUUAAGAUACAUACAGUUUGAGACCUUGGUUUCCAGUAUAAAGAAAUGUACCAGCUUCUUAGUCACAGGCCAAUGGGUUGUUGCUACUGAAAAGGAUGGGAAACAGGAAUCUACUAUUUUUGAUGCUGUAAUGAUUUGUUCAGGACAUCAUGUAUACCCCAAUCUGCCAACUGAUUCCUUUCCUGGCCUGGACCGGUUUCGAGGCAACUACCUCCAUAGCCGGGAUUAUAAGAAUCCAGAAGCCUUCAAAGGGAAGAGGGUCCUCGUGAUCGGUCUGGGGAAUUCGGGAUCUGACAUUGCUGUUGAGCUCAGCCGUCUGGCUACACAGGUCGUUAUCGGUACCAGAAGUGGUUCCUGGGUCAUGAGUCGGGUCUGGGAUGAUGGCUAUCCUUGGGAUACGGUGUACGUUACCCGCUUUGCAUCCUUUCUCCAGAAUGUCCUUCCUUCAUUCGUCUCUGACUGGUUAUAUGUCCAGAAGAUGAACACAUGGUUUAAGCAUGAGAACUAUGGCCUGAUGCCUUUAAAUGGUUCCCUGAGAAAAGAGCCUGUGUUCAAUGAUGAGCUCCCAUCCCGCAUCCUGUGUGGCAUUGUGUCCAUCAAGCCCAGUGUGAAGGAGUUCACGGAAACCUCAGCUGGGUUUGAGGAUGGGACCGUGUUUGAGGCUGUCGACUCUGUCAUCUUUGCAACAGGCUAUGAUUAUUCCUACCCCUUCCUUGAUGAGACCAUCAUUAAAAGCAGAAACAAUGAGGUCACCUUGUUUAAAGGCAUCUUUCCCCCACUAAUGGAGAAGCCAACCUUGGCUGUGAUUGGCUUGGUUCAGUCCCGUGGAGCUGCCAUCCCCACAGCAGACCUGCAAGCCCGCUGGGCUGCUAAAGUAUUUGCAAGUAGUAUGUUCUCUUCUUUCUUCAGGUUUGGCCAGAGCCAGACUUUGCAGACAGAUUACAUCACAUAUAUGGAUAAGCUGGGCUCUUUCAUAGGGGCCAAGCCUAACAUACCAUGGCUCUUCCUGACAGAUCCCCGCCUCGCCCUGGAGGUGUACUUUGGCCCUUGCAGCCCAUAUCAGUUUCGACUGAUGGGACCAGGGAAGUGGGAUGGGGCCAGAAAUGCCAUCCUGACCCAAUACAACCGGACAGUGAAGCCAACCAGGACAAGAGUUGUCAGUGAAGCUCAGCGACCCCACCCCUUUUACAAUUUGCUUAAAAUGCUUUCAUUCCCAUUACUCCUUCUGGCUGCUACACUUACAUUAAUGAGAAAGUCUUUGAGGUCUCAAAGUUCAGAGUAAGUGUAAUCACACAAUACAACACACACACACACAAUCACAAUCUAGUUCCUCUCUCCUUUCCUGAAGUUAUGAAAAUCAGUAUUGGCCCCUUUGAAUUAAAGUAUAAGUAAAAUGGAAAAUACUCAGCCUCUCUCUCUGUUGGGAAUCUGUUCUCUAAAAGGCUUUUCACAUGCUGGAUUGGCAGAUUUGGGGAUGCUUAAGACAAGACAGGAAGUCGAAUAUGCCUGAGCACGGAUUUUCAGGCUGAACAAAGUUUAAUAAAAUGUAAAGGCAUUUUAUUUUGUCCAUUAUAGUAUAUCAACCAAAUGUAUUUUUCACAUUAACUGAAGUUCUUGACAUUAAAUCAACAUAGAGAGUUAAGU